Molecule: messenger RNA, 760 nt
Organism: Aegilops tauschii subsp. strangulata
Lineage: Eukaryota; Viridiplantae; Streptophyta; Magnoliopsida; Poales; Poaceae
Source: RefSeq, a predicted model, not a curated record
AAGCUUGCAUGACAUGCCAUCUAAAAAGACAGCAAACAACAUUCACAAAAAUUUCUUGUACAUAGAUAUUAUGUUUGCUACUUGUACAUACUAUUUGAGUACUUGCUGCUAUUAUGUAAUGCAUUAUUCUUGAUACGUGCUUUUCUCAUAUUGCUUUAUUGAAGUAUGACUGAGAAGGCGGUGUGGGAUGAUGCCCAUCUCAAGAAACUCAUUGAAAUAUUGAGAGAAGAGGUUGAAAAGGGGAAUAGGCCAUUAGGUUAUUUAAACAAGAGGGGUUGGGAAAACGUUUUGGAGAAAUGGGAAGCUAGAACGGGAAAGAAGUAUCCCAAGGAUAAAUUCAAAAACAAGUGGGAUGCCAUAAAAAAUGAGUACACUUGGUUCAUGGAGUUGAAAAAUGAAGCAACUGGGCUUGGAUGGGAUGAUGCGAAGAGAACCGUUGAUUGCUCUAAAGAAUGGUGGGAUGAACAUAUCAAGAGAUGCCAAGAGAGUACAAGAAAGAAAUGCAAUCAUAUGAAGUUCAAAAAACAGGGACCAAAGCACCUUGAAGAUUUGCACAUCAUAUUUGACAAAGUACAUCUUACUGGGGCUAGUGCUUCUUGUGCUGGAGAUAUAUCUUCUGAUGAAUCAAGUGAUGAUAAUGCGGUUCCUUUCGAGAAGCCCGAUGGUAGUGCUGAAAUGAAGUUGGCAUCUUCGAAGAAACCAAAACCAAGCAAGAAGCGCAAGCAACCUUCUAACGCAAAUGAGGAGAAGGAAGAGAAGA